CACACACUUCAGUGGAGGGAGGCAGUGCUUCAGAACUAGUACCCACCCAGAAAACGAAUAAGGCAAAUUCAUGUAAUAAAGGAAGUAGGAGCAGCUAGACUCAGCUGCUGCAUUAUUCACAGUCAGAGAUGCUGUCAGUGAGCUGACAGCUAAUGGGACAGGAGAGAUGUGAAUGGGGUCAACUGGGAACAGGAAGUGGUGAACAGCUACCUGUUUGAACAUGAGGCUGGUCUGUUCCUCACUCGACGCUGUCUGCAAAUCCUCCCAGCGCCUCCAAACGUGGCUUUGUGUGUCGUUGCUAUGUAUUUAACUUAAAUCUGGAGGGAGCAUCGUCAGUGCCGUGCCGCCUGGUAGCAGUCUGACUGCGAGGAGAACAAAAUGACACACAACGGUGUUGGGGCUCGUAAUGGCAACGUGAAGAAGGGAGGCGAGUUUAAAAUUGUGAUUGUUGGAGAUGGAGGCUGCGGGAAGACGUCUCUUCUGAUGGUUUACGCCAAAGGUGAUUUUCCAGAGAAAUAUGCACCGUCUGUGUUCGAAAAAUAUGUCACCACAAUCACUCUGGAAGGAAAAGAGAUACAGCUCAACCUGUACGACACCGCUGGGCAGGACGACUAUGACAGGCUGCGUCCACUCUCCUACCAGGAAGCCAACCUCGUUCUGCUCUGCUUUGACGUGACCAACCCGACCAGCUUUGAGAACGUAAUGAUCAAGUGGUACCCAGAGGUGAAGCACUUCUGCCGUGACACGCCGGUCAUCCUGAUUGGCUGCAAGACCGACCUCAGGAAGGAUAAAGAGUGCACCAGGAAGCUGAAGGCCAUGAACCUGGAUCCCAUCACUUACUCACAGGGUGAGGAGACCAGGCAGCAGAUGAACGCAGAGCUCUACCUCGAGUGUUCGGCCAAGUAUCAGGAGUACGUAGCGGACAUUUUUAGAGAAGCCACCAAGACGAUUCUGGCUUUCAAUCGAAGACAGAAGAAACGCAAGAGGAGGGUAUGCAGCGUUUUGUGAGACUGAAGGGACCGAAGGCUUCAGGACUUGUGUCGUCUGCAGCCACGUGCGAUGACACUGACGUGCGCUGUCGCGGAUGUUGCGCAUGCAUAUGCUCAUAGUGCCUAGCGUCACAGAUGCGGAUCGGAUGCAGGCGCAGCCUCACUGAGCUUCAGCGUUUACCGUCAAAAGACCUCUGAUGCAACAGGAAAGACAGUUUUGCAAGAGGUUGCAGCCAGAGGAUUUUCCAAACUUGUAUAAAACUUGAAAUAUAUAACAAUUUAUUUUAACUUUGGUAUCUAUGUAUUUUUGUACUUUUGCUAACACCUGUACUGUUUAAAAGCCAAUGUUCUACUGAAAAAUAAAAUAAAUAAUGAACA
Molecule: messenger RNA, 1367 nt
Organism: Betta splendens (Siamese fighting fish)
Lineage: Eukaryota; Metazoa; Chordata; Actinopteri; Anabantiformes; Osphronemidae
Gene: rhof
Product: ras homolog family member F
Exons: 5
Coding region: 379-1008 (209 amino acids)
Biological process (GO): small GTPase-mediated signal transduction; cell migration
Molecular function (GO): GTPase activity; GTP binding
Source: RefSeq, a predicted model, not a curated record